UUAAAAUGUUUAGUCAAUCUAUUUCAUAGUGUCCGAUUAACGCCUCCCAAACGAAAAUAAGUGAUGUUUAUUUUAAAAACAAUGUUUAGUCAACGAAUAGGCAACCGUGGAAAACAGAAGCGUUUACAAGAAUUAGACAGAUUUGAUUUUACCCCAGGACCAACAAGUGCGGAUUGUAUUGAAGAUGGGCUUUGGCUUGGUAAUUUGAGCGCUGCUGUGGACAAGGAGUUUUUAGAAUCUAUAAAAUGCAACCAUAUAUUAACUGUAGAUUCCUGCCCCCUUCCACGAAACAUAAUUUCUUUACCCGGAAUGAUUUCAAUGUACAUUCAGUUGACCGAUAUGCCACAUGAAGAUAUUUUGAGUAAUUUUGACAAUACAUUUAAGUUUAUAUCUGAAGGUCAAAGGUCUGGCGUUGUUUUAGUUCACUGUUACUUUGGUGUUUCUCGGAGCUGCUCGGUUGUUAUCGCUUUUCUGAUGAAAAAAUAUUGUAUUUCCUAUCCUCAGGCUCUUGAUAGAGUGAAAGCCAAGAGGUCGACGGUCGGCCCGAACAAUGGGUUUGUCAAUCAGUUGAGGCUCUAUGAAAGGAUGGGCUACCUGAUCGACAAGGGUCUAUUGGAUUGGAGGUUGUUUAGAAUGAGGAUAGCUUCCGAAUUCAUGACUAAAGUCAAGAUCUUGCCAACAGACUGUAAUGACGUCAUCAAGCCAGACCCAGCUCUAGUGACCGCUAAGCCGGACCCUCUCGUUUAUAAAUGUUACCAUUGCAGGAGAAUCAUCGCUAACAAAUCAAAUAUCAUUCCCCAUGUUGCCGGGAAAAAAGUGACCUGGACAAAUCCUCAAUCGUUUUCAAACCAUUCCGAAAACGUUGUUUGCAAAGAAUAUCUCUUUUGUGAGCCACUCGCAUGGAUGAAAUUGAAUUCAGUCGAAGGAAAACUUUACUGUCCUAAAUGCCAAUGCAAACUUGGCUCUUUUAAUUGGGUCAUGGGUACUUAUUGCGUCUGCAAAGCCAGAAUGGUACCUUGCUUUUAUUUCAUACCAUCAAAAAUAGAAUUAUGCAACAUAAUUCAGAAUGUAGAAGCGACCAUCUAACCGAUUAUACCAAAUUAAAUCAUAUUAUUUAGUUAAUAUGUCAAGCGAUUGCUUUAAACUGAAUGUUAUUUAUUUAUUUACCAUUCAUAACUACCAAAAAUUAGUUAAAAGUCCAUAGCCGCCUGAAUAUACCUGCCUUGGAUUAUUUCUUUGCAGUUAUCUGGAUGCGGCUCUAUUGCAUCUAUUUCACAUCAAUAAAAACAGUUGAAAGAUAUUUAUAUAUCUAAGUAAACAAUUUACUUCAAUUUAUUUAUCUCUUAAUUAAUGUAAGUUCCUUUGGUUUUAAGAAUUUAAAAAAAAUAUUGAAUAUUUAAUAGUUGACAGUUGCAUUAUAAAGGAAGGAGAUGGUCCGGGGUGGCGGUCAUAAAAAGGCUAAAUAGUGGCAAAACUACUUUUAUUAAAAGCCGAUUUAAACUCCUAGCUGAACACACCUCCCUGAAGAAGACCUAUAAAGUCGAAACGUCGGCUUUUAAUAAAAAUAGUUUUACCACUAUUUAGCCUUUUUAUGACCGCCACUCCGGACCAUCUCAUUCCUUUAAAAAAAAUAUUGUUAUUAAUUCUAUUUUCAACUAUAGAUUAGGGUAGUGUUGAAUUG
Messenger RNA from Nezara viridula (southern green stink bug), 1681 nucleotides. NCBI's taxonomy places the organism in Eukaryota, Metazoa, Arthropoda, Insecta, Hemiptera, Pentatomidae. The record is from the annotation of a GenBank genome assembly.